Molecule: messenger RNA, 1084 nt
Organism: Mesocricetus auratus (golden hamster)
Lineage: Eukaryota; Metazoa; Chordata; Mammalia; Rodentia; Cricetidae
Product: melanoma-associated antigen B5-like
Exons: 1
Coding region: 53-1084 (343 amino acids)
Biological process (GO): negative regulation of transcription by RNA polymerase II
Cellular component (GO): nucleus
Source: RefSeq, a predicted model, not a curated record
UUUCAAUCUCCAGAAUCCUGCUGUUAUCUUUGCUGUGUUGUCCUUAAUCAUCAUGCCUCGAGGUCAGAAGAGUAAGCAAAAUAACCAUGGGAGACGUCACAGAGCUCGAAAUGAUGCUCAGGCUUCUGAAAGUACACAGCAAACAACUGAGGCAACAGAAGAGUCCUCUCCUGAAUCAGGUGGAGCCUCUGCAAUGCCAGAUAACGAAUCAGUUGCUGUCAUAAUUGCUGAUGUCCUUUCUUUCAUUUUAUCAGAUCAAAGUUCCACUGAUGAUCUAGAUGUUGAGGAAAACCUUUUUGGAGUUCACCACUCCAUCAAUGUCCACCAAGAUAUUCUAGCUGGAAAGGUCUUUGUGCUAUUGCAGAUCCUUCUUGAAAAUUACAGAAUGAAGCAGCUUACUACAAUGAAAGAUAUGAUGCAGGUUAUUGGUGAGCAGGAAAUCAACAGCUUCCGUGAGAUCCUCACGAAAACUGCUGAGAGGCUCACAGAUGUCUUUGCAGUUGAACUGAGGGAAGUUGAAUCAAGUGGGCCAGUGUAUGAUCUUAUCAGCAAGCUGAAUCUCCCCAACAAUGGGAGGGUUCGUGCUGGCAAGGGCUUACCCAAGACUGGUUUCCUGAUGACUGUCCUAGGUAUGAUCUUCAUGAGUGGCAACUGUGCCCGUGAAGAAGAUAUCUGGAGAAUGCUGAGAUCUAUGGGUGUGUAUCCGGGUAAGAAGCACCAAAUUUAUGGAGAGCCCCGGAAGCUCAUUACUGAAUAUUUUGUGAAGCUGAAGUACUUGGAAUACCAGCAGGUGGCCAACAGUGAUCCUCCGCUCUAUGAGUUCCGUUGGGGUCCAAAAGCCUAUGCUGAAACCAACAAGAUGACUGUCCUAAAGUUUGUAGCCAAGAUCAAUAAAGUCUCCCCUAGUUUCUUCACAGAUCUUUAUGAAGAGGCUUUAAAAGAGGAGCAAGAGAAGAAUCCAAGCAACCGUAAAGUCAGCUGUGACACUCCUGCCAAAGCUAGUGCAUUUUCCAUGGUGAUAGAUCAAUGGUUUCCUCCCCUGCCCAAGUUUGAAAAUGAUUUAUUUUCCAGAAAAAAAAUAUAG